Messenger RNA from Oryza brachyantha (malo sina), 942 nucleotides. RefSeq lists its product as uncharacterized. The transcript is spliced from 6 exons. The record is from RefSeq and is a predicted model, not a curated record. The coding region runs from base 399 to 710 and encodes 103 amino acids. Lineage: Eukaryota; Viridiplantae; Streptophyta; Magnoliopsida; Poales; Poaceae.
AUUAGUGUCUAAACAUUCGAUGUGACAGAGACUUAAAAAAAAGUUUGGGGGGGGGGGGGGAGAAACAAACACCCGCUAAGCAAACAAAAGGGUAGAUCAAUUAAAGCCACUGCAUUUUUUCCUGAUGAGUUCUAUUGGUUACUUCAAAAAUAUAAGGCUGAAGUUAGUUUAUUUUAGAAGAAUACCGAAGGGAACAGGAAUGUCGCCCCAGGUUCUGGCCCUUAAUGGGGGUACCAGACAAUCAAUCCAUGUGACCUUGCAUGAGUCUGUUUUGACAAACUGCAUACAAUGCUAUAGGUUUUUUCAAUGAAUCUCUUUUCCUAUAUCAGGCUGAAUGUGAGUUUCAGUUUGAAGGAAACGAAAUUUGGUGGCAUUUUAAUGCAACUGUAUGUCGAACAAUGGUGGGUCUGGUUUCCUGCUUCAAGAAUCAACAUUUCAUUCAGCCUCUUAAUUUACUGAGAUUAUUUCCAACUGAGUUAGCAAAAGGAGCGCAAUGCUUAUUGAUAGGGCAUCAACCUAGGUCCUUCCACGGGAUAGAUCGCAAGGUUCUGAGCUUUAUUAGCUGGGAGGAAGAAUAUGUCGAAGAAGAAGGGGAUGAGUUUGUUGACGACCAGGUUCAGGUGUUUGCAGACGAAGACCCUGCUGCAGGUAAUGACUAUUUGGAUGAGGAGUUUAAUGCAGCUCGUGAUUUACAGGAUGGUUCUAACUAGAGAUUUAUCCUAGCCGGUUUGUCUAUAGGCUUUUGGGUAGCAUGCUUACCGCAUGAACCAAUAUGUAUGGCUUGUCACCAAAUACUACUUAGAAACUUAUUAAGACUAUUUAUGCUUUAUGCUUAGAACCACUUAUGAUUCGGAUAUCAUGCUUGAGAUAAUUUAUGUGAGACUAUGUUGUAUUCCUGGGCGACUAGUCUCAUAUGAGGAUGGGUUUGAAAUGGUUGAGAUA